AUGGGUGGCCAAGUUCUGCGUCGCGCCGCGCCGAAUCAUAUCCGGCAAGAAAAGGAUAGCGCGUACUCCUCAUUCGCGUUGGUGUUGUUCCAUGUGCUAUUCUUCAAGGCAGGCGAGCAACCGAAAGUUACCGAAUGGGCUGAGUUUUGUCGUACAGAGACGCUAAAACAAUAUAUGGAUACCAACCUGUACAAUCAAAUCGCCCCUGAUUGUUUGAGUAAAUUCAUCGAGACAACGCUUGCAUGCAGAAAUAGAAACGUAAGUGAACAGCUGGCAACGAGCGACGUCGUUCGGAGCCUCGAGUUGGCGGUGCAGCUGCAAGAAGCGGCGGAGCAAAGAGGCAGCAGACGGUGGUGGGGUCUGUUUCAGAAAUAA
Messenger RNA from Erythranthe guttata (spotted monkey flower), 375 nucleotides. The record is from RefSeq and is a predicted model, not a curated record. NCBI's taxonomy places the organism in Eukaryota, Viridiplantae, Streptophyta, Magnoliopsida, Lamiales, Phrymaceae.